AUGGGCUCGCAAAACGCCCUCUUAAUCCUCUACUCUGAACAAGGAAAAUGGCGGGAACUAACGGCCUUUUACCACCAAAUCAGAAAACAAGGCUUUCAGCCAAACUCCUUCACCUUCUCAUCUCUCCUCAAAUGCCUUUCCUCUUCCCAAUCUCCUCUCCUUCAUGCCCAGCCCCUCCAUGCCGACGCCGCCAAGCGCGGCUUCGUCUCCUCCGACCCCUUUGUGACCAACGACCUUCUCACGGUAUAUUCCCGAUGCGGCUCACCGCAAAGUGCUCGCAAAAUGUUUGAUGAAAUUCCUGUUCCAGGCCCAUUCUGUUGGAACACCAUGAUAUCUUGCUACUUCCGGGAAUCCCAUUGUGGGGCUGCUCGGGAGCUGUUUGAUCGAAUGCGUGAAGCCCAUUUGGCUAAUGAUGUUACUUGGUCUGCGGUGAUAGCGGGGUAUGCUCAGAAUAGCAGGCCUAGGAUGCAUUGUUUGUAUUCAAGGAGAUGA
Molecule: messenger RNA, 492 nt
Organism: Vitis riparia (riverbank grape)
Lineage: Eukaryota; Viridiplantae; Streptophyta; Magnoliopsida; Vitales; Vitaceae
Product: pentatricopeptide repeat-containing protein At2g21090-like
Exons: 1
Coding region: 1-492 (163 amino acids)
Biological process (GO): RNA modification
Molecular function (GO): protein binding; RNA binding
Source: RefSeq, a predicted model, not a curated record